Molecule: messenger RNA, 1074 nt
Organism: Dichotomopilus funicola
Lineage: Eukaryota; Fungi; Ascomycota; Sordariomycetes; Sordariales; Chaetomiaceae
Exons: 4
Coding region: 1-1074 (357 amino acids)
Source: RefSeq, a predicted model, not a curated record
AUGGUGGUUCUUGCAUAUGGCUGCUUUUGCGGCGCAAUAAACUCCACGUUUACCAUGGUCAAGACGCCGGGCUAUUUCGUACAUCAAUGGGACAUCCGGCUGCGCGAUCUCAUUCCUACUAGUUAUCACAUCUUUGUUUUCGGCGUCUGCUACUCGUUCGUGCUCCCGCUGCUCAAGGUGUCCAUCCUGGUAGACUGGUGCCGCAUGUUCGUCCCGCACGGCUCCCUCACCAAGAACGCCUUCUGGUGGGGGUGCGUGAUUAUCGGCUUCGUGCAGAUCACCGCUGGCAUCGCCACCGCCGUCGCCCUGAACCUCCAGUGCAUCCCGCACGAGGCCAUCUGGGACUUCACCAUAACCGACGCCCAGUGCUUCAAGCUGUACAACCUCCAGGUGGCCUCGGCCAGUAUCCAGCUUGCCUCAGACAUUUGCAUCUUCCUGCUACCGCAGCGUGUGAUCUGGACGCUCAAGAUGUCAUGGCAGAAGAGGCUGGGUGUGUCGGUUAUUUUCGGGCUUGGUCUUCUUGCCUGUGUCUCAGCUGCCUUCCGGCUGGCCACGACCAUCGCGUACGGUGAAGCCAAAGAUGCCAUGUUCGCCCUCGGCCCCCUGGUAUUCUGGGCGACGGCCGAGAUGGCCUGCGGUUUCUUCAUCGUGUGCGUGCCCUGCAUACCCAAGAUCCUGCAGCAGACAGGGGUUUUGCGAAAAGUUAGGAGGGCGCUUGGCAUGCCCACCGGGCCCACCGCCGGCUCGGGCAUGCCAAACGGCGACUCCAGCGGCGCGAGCGGGCGGAACCGCAGCCGGCCCGCGGCCACUGAUGCCAACAGCACCAUGACGGGGGGUGGCGACUCGUACUACAAGCUGGAUGAGGAGAGCGUGGGCAUGGACGACCUCAAGUCGUCCGACUCGACCGAGCACCUGCGCGAUAACCACCACAACAACAAGAUCACGAGCGGCGCCGUCAUCACCCGUACCACCCAGUUCACCGUUUCCGAGGGCUUCCGGUCGACGAGCGAAGCGGACAGCAACGACGGCUCGCACUUGUACACUAAGAAACAGCGGGCCCCGUGGGUGACAUGA